Messenger RNA from Zerene cesonia (dogface butterfly), 882 nucleotides. RefSeq names its product ornithine carbamoyltransferase-like. Gene Ontology annotation, cellular component: mitochondrion. Bases 4 to 882 code for a protein of 292 amino acids. Gene Ontology annotation, biological process: L-citrulline biosynthetic process. NCBI's taxonomy places the organism in Eukaryota, Metazoa, Arthropoda, Insecta, Lepidoptera, Pieridae. Gene Ontology annotation, molecular function: ornithine carbamoyltransferase activity; amino acid binding. The transcript is spliced from 6 exons. The record is from RefSeq and is a predicted model, not a curated record.
CACAUGAUAUGCUUUAAAGACUGGACGGGAGAUAUGGUGCUGGAAGUGAUAAACAGUGCAUUGAACCUGAAAUGCUGCCUCAGAGAUACACAUGGAAAGCGAUUGAAUCUUUUGGAUAACUCAAAGGUAAUGAUACUCCAAGAGGUAAAUGAGCCAGUCUUAAACAUGGCGGUAUCGAAAGCUGCUAGUUUACUUGGAGCUGAUGCUGUAAAUAUUGUGGAUCGGUUGAUGUGGGAAAAUGACUACAAUGGCAGGGUAUUUUCAUACAUGGCGGAUGCGAUUUUCGUAGCGACCUCAACCCAUACCUGCCUACAACGGUUUGCUCUGCAAUCCUUGGUUCCUGUGAUGUGCAUGACGUCAAGGACUCACGCAAGCAUACAGGCUAUGGCCACGUUUAUGACUAUAAUUGAAGAAUAUGGAACAGUGAGGAGACUGAAUAUUGUGUAUUUCGGUUCACCACAUCCAGUGUUGAAUACAUACCUUCUUCUAUGUCCUAUGCUUGGAGCGAACAUCAAAUUUAAAUGCUGUUGUAACAAACAGCCCGUCAGUCCAUUAUUAUACAAGACUAGCGAAUCCUUAUGUUCCGAGGUGAACACCAACCUAGAAGCGUGCUUGGAUAAAAAUCGUGCGUUAGAAAAAGCCAACGUUGUCAUAGCGGGCCCCGAGAAUAAGAAAAAACUCAGCGAGUUUAAGCUCACUACAGAAGACAUAAACCAACAUGCUGGUUCUCAAUGGAUCUUCCUGCACACAUGUCCCCGAGGCAAGGAAGUGGACGAUCACCUAUUUUUCCACACUAAUGCCCGGACAUUUACGGCAUUUGAAAACUUUCAGUACAUCAGUGCUGCGCUAAUGGCAUCGGCUAUAAAAAAUCAUUAUUUCUAA